This is a messenger RNA of Penicillium salamii, 2430 nucleotides long. Lineage: Eukaryota; Fungi; Ascomycota; Eurotiomycetes; Eurotiales; Aspergillaceae. The record is from the annotation of a GenBank genome assembly.
AUGGAUUCAUCACUACGUUUUCGACGAAAGGCAGUGCCUGCUUCACUGAGCACGCAGAACCAUGAGCGGUUCUAUCCUGCAAAGACUAUCGUACAGCGGCGGCGGAUGUCAGAGGCCACCGAAUUUUAUGACACCGAGUUCGAAGGUAGUGACUCAGACGAGGAAUCUCUCCGGCAGAGUAUGCAAUCGCUGGGUUAUGACAGUAACACGACUCUCUCGAGCCCAGAACCGUCGACACCGGAGGCUGUCCAAAGAAACUUGCCCCCUAUUCAACUGGAGAAGGGUCUGGUUGAAGGUCCUUCCGGUCCACACUUAUUCAGAAACUCGAGGGGAUCUUCGAUCUACGAGCCUGAUACCGCAGCGGGUACCGCUGAAAUAUCUCUUUAUUAUGAGCGAUCACCCCUGCAGUCAGGCUUCUCUCAGUCCAUUGAUACCCCCAGCCACAUUCCUUUCUCUCCCAACACUCCCAACCGAUUCCCCUUAACCUCUCCCAAGACACCCAAGGCCUUGAAGACAGUGCACCCUGAUGUGUCCCAAGUGAGCGAGGAGGAGAUCAGAAAUUGGAAGCCCAGCCAGGUUGCCCAUUGGUUAUACAUUGCGGGAUACACUGAUGCUGUCAUUGAGAAGUUCUUGAUCAAUGAUAUCACCGGGGAAGUCCUGCUGACCUUGCAAGCUGACGACCUCAAGGAGCUCAGCAUUCACUCUUUUGGAAAGCGUCGCGAGAUCAUGAUCUCGAUUGAUUAUUUGAAAGCCACCAUGCAGACAGAACCGGAGCCUGUCCCGGAAGUGCCGUCUCGAUUUGCUUCUGAAGCUUCCCUUUCACACGGAAGAUCUUCUCCAGAGUCAUUAAACUACGAGCAGAACUAUGCGCAAUUCAAUCAACCCCAAAUCAACCAAGAGCAAGUCGACCAUGAGCACAUUAUUGAUGAGCAAGUCGCUGCUGAAUGGUCCGCCCCUGCACGAUUUACUCCUGGGCGGAGCUCCCCCCAGAGACGCUCUUACGCGAUGUCUGUAUCCCCAACUGGUGAAAUUCUAUCCCGUGAGACCUAUGGACAAGAAGGAAACCAGAUCACACCCGCGGAGUCUGUAUCAAUUGUUGGGAUUGAGCAAAAAAUUCCAAAGGCCCACAAAUGCUCCAAGGGAGAAAACUGUUCCAAGUUCAGAAAGCGCCAGAGGUAUCUGCAGCAGCUUGCUGCCGAAAACCCUGAUGCAGUUUUCCAGGAAAUCGACGGGGUCAUCAUCAUGGGAAACCCGGGAAACCCUGAGACUGGACGAAAUCUUCUGCGACCUAAAUCAGAGACAGAGCCCUCAGAGGUGGCAUCUUCAGACGUUCUUGGUCCUCAUUAUGGAUCAUCUUUGUCACAAGAUGCUGUUGAAAGAAUCCCCAAAUUGCCCAAGGACGACAACGUGCGAAGAUUCCUCGAUUAUCAACAUGUGGACAACAUGGCUGCAAAUCUUCGCAGUCUUCCUAAGCUCAUGAUUCCGACCAGCCCCGAUGUGGACGAUUUGACAACUGCUGUUACCACCAACAGAUAUUUCACUCCCACUCACCAGAAUGACUCUCCCACUGCUGUUCAAAAGAUUGGCCCUUUCAGCCGAGCUCACGAUGCGCAGUCAAUCGACACCUACCGUCAAGGAACACCAUUCUCCGAGAUGGAUGUUCCCAUCACAGCCAUUCCAAAUGACCCCAUCCCCCGGGAUAUAUCUCAAUCUGUGCCUCCAAGCAUGCAAUAUGGUACCUUGUUCCCUCCGUACCAACCUGCCCUGAAUUCCGCUCCUCUUACACGGAGCACCUCCAACAACUCUCGUCAUGUGCAGCCGCUUCGUCGAGUCAACGAAGACAAGCCUCUGACUCCAAUUGACAACCCUGCGGAUUUGAUUCGGAGCCCCCGUGUCAACCAGCAUGGCCACAAUGGCUCGCAAUCAUCUGUUUCUUCAAACCCGGACGUCACGCACUCGGGAUACAUGCGCAAGCGCAAGACCUCUGGCAUUCUGCGACAGCAUGAGUGGUCCAAGGCUCACUUCACUCUCAAUGGCACCAAUCUAGCCAUGCACAAGAACCAAAGUGAAGCACAUCGUAUCUCUCGUGCCCUCGAGAAUAUCGAUGUUGACGACUAUGCCGUCGCGUGCUCGUCGCAGGCGACAAGCUCGAAGUUAACAGCAGCAUUCAAGCGCUCCAUUAUGCGUAAUGGAAACAGCGCCGUUGAUAAUCGGGAUGGCACGGCUUUCUCUUUUUCGCUCAUUCCUGCUACCAAGGAGAAUGAGAAGAAAGCACUCUUUGGCAACAAGGGUAUCAAGAACCAUCACUUUGCUGUUGACUCUCGUGAGCAGCGCAUUGACUGGAUGCGUGAGCUUAUGCUUGCCAAGGCUCUAAAGAAGGGCAAGGAUAGUGGCGAUGAUAUCCUUGUCAACGGCAACCCCUGGAUUUGA